Messenger RNA from Diuraphis noxia (Russian wheat aphid), 1529 nucleotides. RefSeq names its product very long chain fatty acid elongase 4-like. Lineage: Eukaryota; Metazoa; Arthropoda; Insecta; Hemiptera; Aphididae. Gene Ontology annotation, molecular function: fatty acid elongase activity. Gene Ontology annotation, cellular component: endoplasmic reticulum membrane. The record is from RefSeq and is a predicted model, not a curated record. Gene Ontology annotation, biological process: very long-chain fatty acid biosynthetic process; sphingolipid biosynthetic process; fatty acid elongation, saturated fatty acid.
UAGGGAAACAAUACUGUUCAGUUCAGAAGUUUGUCUCUUGUGGAUAACGUGUUGAGURUCAUCGACCAAUAAAUGUCAGUAUAAAGCAGUACAGCUAUUAUGUUUAUUGAUAACAUUUCAUAGACAACAAUAAAUAUGAUUAGUUAAGCAUUCAAAACAACAGUAACGUAAUUUUUAUAAAAUUAUAACUAAAGUCUAAAGGAAAUAAAUAUUUUAAAAUAUAGAAAUUGGUAGAGGCGACUCAUAAAAUCAUGAAUGAAACACAUGGUCAUGUUUUCCAAAACUUAUUCAAAGAGUUAAAAUCAGAUAAAACAAUUGACUCAUGGUUAUUUGUUAAUUCACCAUGGCCAGUAUGCAGUAUUUUGGCACUGUACUUAACAUUUGUAUUUAAGCUGGGCCCAAAAUUAAUGAAAAACCGAGAACCAAUUAACAUUAAGUACAUGGUCCUAUUCUAUAACUUAAUGCAGACUAUAUUUAAUAGUUACAUUUUAGCUUACCAAUUAAUUAGACCAGAAGUUUUUAAUUAUUUGUGGAACCAUGCAUGUCAUCCUGAUAAUACCAAAAGUAACAUUGCACAUGAGAUACAUGUUGCAUCAUGGUAUUUUGCAUUUUCAAAAAUAUUAGACUUAUUAGACACGGUGUUUUUUGUAUUGAAAAAAAAACAAUCGCACAUUUCAUUUUUACAUGUUUACCAUCAUGUUAACAUGGUAAUCACGUGUUUUGCCCACCUCAGAUUCAUCAAAAGUGAAAAUGCUGCAAUUGGAACCAUCAUUAAUUCAUUUGUUCACGUAGUCAUGUACAGUUACUAUUUCUUAACAGCACUUGGGCCAAGCAUCCAAAAGCAUUUAUGGUGGAAAAAAUACCUAACCCGUAUACAAAUAAUACAAUUUAUAAUUGGAAUGCUGUAUUGUGCAGGUCUUUUUGUGUUUAAUUGCACUUUUUCUAGAAUAUUCAUUGCAUACAUAUUUGCUGACGUAUUUUUAUUUCUUUAUUUGUUUGUUAAAUUCUAUAAAAAAACCUACAAACAAAAAAACAAGACCCAGUGAACCAGACACGAUUAAGACAUUUAAAUGUGUGUGCAUGUGUGUGUAUGUGUGUAUACUGUAUAUAUAUAAUAUAUACAAUGUAUACCGUUCAUUAAUCAUAAAUAAGUAAUUAACGGUACAUGUAAUUCAACAUUGAUUUAAGUAAUUAAAAUUAUGAUUUUUUUCAAAAUGUAAAUUUAUGUAUGACAUUUAUAUCUUCUACGCAAUCUACGCUACAAUAUUAUAAUAAAAUUUAAAACUAAAUAAUGUUCAUUGUUAAUAUAAAUAUAAAACAUAUAAAUUGUGAUUUCAAGUAAAACAUUUAUUAUGUGUUUGGUUCAAUUGUAGUUAAGCAUACUCUUUUKUGAGUACCUACUAUGUUUAAAUGUCCUUAUUUACCGUAUUUGUAUUUAACGACAUUACAGUGUAUAUGUAUCAUAUUUUAAACUAUUUUUAAUUGUUAUUUUACUCUGUUUAUUAUUAAAUAUUUGUAAGUAAGCCAUA